AUGAGCGCUUCACCACAUCCCUCUCCCGUCAUGGGCUCUCAUCGCAUCGAGCGCCAGCACUCCAACUCGCCCCCUCUCCAGCCGCAACAAUUGUCUAAGAGAGAUAAGAAGCGCACCGUUCUCGCCGACCGCCUCGCAGAAAUCACCAUGUCCUUCUCUGCGAAUCGAGACCAGCACUACCGUACCCAACUCCAAGCUAUCCAGAUCGACUCGAACCUCAUUGCAGAGGCCGACGUUCAUUCCAAGCUGCCCCUUCCAGACGAAGCCGAUCAGAUCGAUGAGCUGGUCAAGAAUAAUAUCCAAAGGACUAUGAUGAAGGCUCUGGGUCCAGAUCCUCCCCAGCGGGCUGGGAGAAUUUAUGCCGAGUUUGCGAAGGAGGUCAACGAUGCGCAAGAGGAGCGAGAUGCGGCUAUGGUCACUCUCAAGAGGGACUACGAUGUCAAGAUGAAUGAGAUCAACUCCUUCCAUGCCUACAAGAAGCGAGUCGCCAUAACCGAAUACAAGUCCCUUUCCGACACCCUUCGGGACCGAUUGAUCAACAGCGUCAUGAGCAAGAAGGCUCGUCUUUCGAAGGAUAAGGAUGCUAUUGAGAUUGGAGAGGGUAAUACACAUGCGCUCCUAUUACAUCCAAGCCAAUUUGGCAUUGCGAACCCCGCAAGCCCCAGUGCGCCCCAUGGCAAGCGAACUACCAGACACCGCCGCGAUGCUGAAGAACUCCCCAACUUCACAGAGAGUCAUAAGCGCAAGAGAAAGGCUCCUGACAGUGACGAGUCGCCUGCCCCUGGACGUCACCGUAGUGAUAAUGAUGCGAGCACCCCGCACUGGCUUGCCGAGAAGCAACGAUUGAUGGCGCACCAAGUCGGCUCCUCCCUCUACAGCGUCGACAAGCUCUUCAACGAGAAGGAGCUUUGCUUGACGUACAACGCGUCCGCUCUCGCAGCCUACGCAUACAUGCUCCGACACGCGCCCUUCUCCGAAGACGCAGACAGCCAAACCAACGGCAAACCCGACCGAAGCUCUGACCACGAGAAAGCUCCCACAGCAGGCGAUGCCGAGGAUGAAGAUGAGGGCUCCCCUCCAGGCGGCGCCAUGAUGGAGCGCCAGUUCUCUCACGCUACGCGGAGCACUCGCGGCAACGUCGUCUCUUCGGGGUACGGGAUUGACAUGUUUAACGAAAUCAACUACCCAUCCAACCUCCUCGCGCUUACUCGUCAAAUCCCACGCCUCCCACAAAUGAUUGUCAGCGGCAACACGCGCCAAUUCGCCACCAAUCCCAGUAAAGACGCCGUCGUGCCCUUGCAAGGUCUCAGUCCCGAAGAGGCGAAUGCGGAAAUUGAGUUAAUGCGCCGUGCACGCACUUACAAUGACGAGCGAGGCUUUGGCUCGAACCUCGAGCUGGAGCCCGGUGCCAAGACUUUGCUGGAAGAGGCAGCAUGGCCGAAGAAGUAUAAUCAUUGGGUCAAGAGUGACAACAGGGAGAAGAUGGGGAGUGGGCAGCUGCCGAUGAGCAAUAUGCGCGGCGACCUCGGAGGCGAGCCGAUGGUGAAUCAGAUUUCGCAGGGGGCGUCGAGCUUGGGUGGUACGCCGAUGAGUCGGCAGGCUACGGAUGACAGUACUACGAAGAUGGGGAAGCGGGCUGCGAGGAGAUGA
Messenger RNA from Drepanopeziza brunnea f. sp. 'multigermtubi' MB_m1, 1650 nucleotides. RefSeq lists its product as uncharacterized. Gene Ontology annotation, molecular function: histone deacetylase binding. Gene Ontology annotation, biological process: negative regulation of transcription by RNA polymerase II. Lineage: Eukaryota; Fungi; Ascomycota; Leotiomycetes; Helotiales; Drepanopezizaceae. The record is from RefSeq and is a predicted model, not a curated record. Gene Ontology annotation, cellular component: Sin3-type complex.